AUGUGUGACUACGUGUUGUCUCUUUCAGCUUCCAGUGAAAAUGACCUGGACUUGAAGUUUUGUGGCUUGUGGCAACACGGUAAGGGCAGCCUGAGUCUGAACGUCAACCUCUCCAAAGGCUGCAGCGGGAUCUCAGUCUCAGCCAAUGAGAGCGCUCUGUCCAUCGAGGGCCAGAUCACAGCUCAGUGUAAACGGGACAAUAAGAUCCAGCUUGGACUGAAUUUGAAGGAGGAAACUCCCUUCUGUCUGUACUGGGACCCAUUGCUGGACCACUUGAUGCUGCAGGUGGGAGGAAAGAACCUCACUCUGUGCUACCCUGCCAGCCUAAAGGGUUCUUCCUGCUGCACCGAUCUGUCUGACGGUCCCAACGCAGACCAAGCCCCCUACGGCAUCAAGAAUGGAACCGUCAAAACUGAUAUCAUCUCCUCUAAAACACGAACUCACUACAAUUUCACAGCACAACCCAUCAACUGCAAAAUGUUAUGUGAUCAACAGAGCCAGCAAUCCACCAGAGGCAACAUGACUGAACGGGCUGCGGUGAAGUCCUUUGCUGGUUGGAACAUCGAGCAUCCCUGUGCUCGCAGCUCCGAGGUGGAGAUGAUGGAGGAUUUCAGAGGCGUCAAGGUCACAUCGCCUUUCUCUAAAGGUGAAUCUGCAGAGUCCGCUACCACUGUCCACCUCCCUCCCGCUCUCAAAGAAGCUGCAAAAAAGUCAAACAAAGUAGUCUGCACUUUCUUCCAAAAUAACUCUUUGUUCCAGGAGGUUGACAAGGAGGCCAGGAUUCUUGAUGAUGUGGUGGGAAUCACCGUGGAGAACGAGAUCAUCGCCAAUCUUUCUGAGCCAAUCAGGAUUGCCUUUCACCAUGAUGUCAUACCUAAAACGCAUUCAAGGAGUUGUGUUUCAUGGGACACGAAGAAAGAUCCGUUGCAGAUCAAUUGGUUAGGAGAUGGAUGUGAGGUCGGACAGAAAGGAGAAAAGUACACCGAGUGCCUCUGUAACCAUCUGACAUACUUCACUGUGCUCGUGCAAUUAAAGCCUCGCGCAGUCGCCGCCACUCCUGGCUCUGACCGCCAUUUCAUCUCCUGGGCUCUGCUGUGUCUGUGA
Molecule: messenger RNA, 1104 nt
Organism: Notothenia coriiceps (black rockcod)
Lineage: Eukaryota; Metazoa; Chordata; Actinopteri; Perciformes; Nototheniidae
Exons: 9
Coding region: 1-1104 (367 amino acids)
Source: RefSeq, a predicted model, not a curated record